CAUGACAAGAAUCCAUAUCCUAUGUUUAUUAUUUAAUUUUAGAUUAAACAUUUUAUGGAGAGGGGAGAGGAGUAUCAAUAAUUUUGAAUGCAGACGUGAAGUGAGUGGAAUAUUUAGGGGAAUCACCGAGUUCCAGACACACAAAAGGCUACCAAUUUACCAAUAUGAAAAGUAUACUGGCGUUUGGAAAUCCACUUUUAGAUCUAACAAUUUCUUCACAGAAUUACGUAAGAAAGUUAGUGGAAAAAUAUAAUCUCCAAAAAGACGGACAAAAAGAAAUUAGCCAAGAUGAAAUGCGCCUUUUAAGUAAGGAUAUUCAAGGCUACGAGACGCACUUGUCUGCGGGAGGAUGUUGCCAAAAUUCUCUGAGAGUUUUGCAAUGGAUUUUACAUGGAAAAUGUCAAGCAUCAAUAUUCGGUUCUGUAGGCAAUGACACAGAGGCAAAAUUGUUACAAAAUUUCUUGCAAUCGGAUGGAUUGCAAACCAGAUAUGUGGAACAACCAGCCCUACCAACAGGAAAAACAAUAGCGUUAGUGGAUGGGAUUUACAGGUCUCUUGUAGCUCAUAUUGGGGCUGCAGAGGUUUUUCCUUUACAGACUUUAGUACAGUACAAAAAUUUCAAUUCUAUUUUUGAUUCAAGCGACAUUAUAUUCCUGGAAGCAUAUUUUCUAACAAACCGCUUUGAAACUGCAAAAUAUGUAGUUGAUCUGGCCAAAAAGAAAUGUAAAAUUGUAGCCUUUAAUUUAGGUGGAGAAUAUAUCUUUGAAGUGAUUCCUGAAGAGAUCAAAUAUAUGGUUAAGCAUUCAGACAUAUUGUUUGGGAACUGUUAUGAAUUUGAUGCUCUAAAGGUGUUGCUAAAUUAUUCUUCAAGAGAAUCUAUGGCUGCAGAUCUUUUACAACAAGAAAAACUAAACACACAGUACAGUAAAACUUUAAUAAUAACAAACGGAGAUCAACCUGUUACAUGCUUUUAUGAAACAGAAAAAAUAGAAUUUCUACCUCCUCUAAUGAAAGAAUCAGAUAUUAAAGACACCGUAGGUGCUGGGGAUGCUUUUAUAGGAGGAUAUUUGGCUGGUUUAUGCACUUCAAAAACUUUACAACAAUGUACCAGAAUAGCAUUUUACGCCGCCUCAAAUAUAUUAAAACAACAUGGAUGCACAAUACCUAAAUAUAAAUCUACAAUACUUACAUCUAACGAUUUUUCAUUCGCUUCAGAGUUACAAUAAGUUGAUUAGAGAUUGUAAUAAAUGGCACUAUUUC
Messenger RNA from Sitophilus oryzae (rice weevil), 1260 nucleotides. RefSeq names its product adenosine kinase-like. Gene Ontology annotation, cellular component: nucleus; cytosol. The transcript has 4 exons. Gene Ontology annotation, biological process: purine ribonucleoside salvage. Gene Ontology annotation, molecular function: adenosine kinase activity. Bases 165 to 1226 code for a protein of 353 amino acids. The record is from RefSeq and is a predicted model, not a curated record. Lineage: Eukaryota; Metazoa; Arthropoda; Insecta; Coleoptera; Curculionidae.